This is a messenger RNA of Penicillium canescens, 1647 nucleotides long. RefSeq names its product Hsp70 family protein. Gene Ontology annotation, molecular function: ATP-dependent protein folding chaperone; ATP binding. The record is from RefSeq and is a predicted model, not a curated record. The transcript has 4 exons. Lineage: Eukaryota; Fungi; Ascomycota; Eurotiomycetes; Eurotiales; Aspergillaceae. Bases 1 to 1647 code for a protein of 548 amino acids.
AUGACGCAGCUAAAGAAAGAUAUCGUUGUGGCCAUAGACUUUGGUACAACGUUUUCCGGCAUAGCAUGGGCACAUACGGCCAACCCUGAGGCCAUACAUAUCAUCCAACGAUGGCCUUGCAAUAUUGCCGGCGACCUCGGUGGUCAGACAGCCGACAAGACGCCCUCUGAACUGGCAUACAACUACGACAAUCGCAAAGUCUUGCCUGUCUGGGGAGCCCAAAUUCCCAAGAACAUGCCACGUCUUCAAUCGUUCAAACUGGAUCUCGUCCCUGAGGGAAGGAAGCAUCGCAAGGCUACCCUCCUGCCAGAUCACCAUGAUCCUCGACGUAUGAAUUACCCACAUAGGGUGACAGCAAACAGAGUUUUGAUCGAUUAUCUACAUGCGUUGCAAGAGCAUAUUCCAAAAGUCCUCAAGGACCAGUUUGGCACCGCUCUUGAUUCGAUGUCGUUUAAGUAUGUGAUCGCGGUUCCCGCUAUGUGGCCAGAAAAGGCGAAAUCCCAGACACGUACUUGCGCCGAGAAAGCUGGCUUAGGACGAGCCUCGGAUAUUCAAAUCAUUUCGGAGCCCGAGGCUGCGGCAGUCCAUGUUAUGACACAGAGUCGCUCCUCCGCCCUUGAAGUCGAUGACACUAUUGUUGUCUGCGACGCAGGAGGUGGAACUGUGGAUUGCAUCACCUUCACAAUUCUUGCGCUUCAGCCCGUGCUUCGUCUGAAGGAGUCCGCUGCCGGCGACGGUAAACUUUGCGGAGGAAUUUUCCUGAACAAUAUUUUCGAACAUUUUCUCUCUGAGCGACUGGGAAAUUGCGAAGGUUGGGACGACGAUACUCUGGGGGCUGCCAUGCGUGAGUUUGAAAUGGAGACGAAGAGAAGCUUUAGCGGUGACACGAAACAAGAUUUCUCCAUCCCGGUACCAGGGCUCGCUGAUAAUGAAUCACUUGGUAUACAUCGAACUUCUUACAAAGUGACAGGCCAGGAGCUGAUGGAUACAUUACUCCCUGUUCUGGCCGAAACCCUCGAGCUGGUCAUGCGUCAAAUUCGGCUUUCGAAAAACAGCCCCAAGUCCGUCUUCCUCGUGGGUGGGUUUGGACAAAGCCCGCUAUUGUUUGAAUAUCUGCGCCGUUUCAUUCCCUCCGAAAUUAGCAUCAUCGCCCCUGUUAAUGGGUGGACCGCUCUCGCCAGAGGGGCUUGCGUAAAAGCGCUCGCAGACAUGUCUAAUCCUGCGCCCCAAAUCCAGGUCGAGUCUCGGGUGGCUCGAAAGCAUUACGGUAUUAUUACAGCGGGGGAGGAUAUACAAGAGUCAGUGCCAAUCACUACAUCCUGGGUCAGGCAUUUUCUCAAAACACAAGGCGAGGUUAAUUCUCUCCCGGUUCAAAUUUAUGAGCUGAAUACACUUGAAGGGGAAGAUGCGCCGUUGUACUUCAAUCGAAUAUCGUUACAUCUCGAAGAGAUCAAGAAACACGCGAUCCUUGAAACACCACUUGACCGUAUCUUCAAGGCGACUAUCCCGGUUAAAAUCGGUGCAUAUGGGAAGGAGUACUACGAGGUGGAGUUCAAAAUACAGGCCAGGUACUAUUCCGCACACUGCGAGCAUUCACUGUGGUUUGGUGGUAAAGAUCAUGGUUCAGUCAAAAUUGCCUACGUCUGA